Trachemys scripta elegans is the source of this 3182-nucleotide messenger RNA. RefSeq names its product aminoadipate-semialdehyde dehydrogenase-phosphopantetheinyl transferase (gene AASDHPPT). NCBI's taxonomy places the organism in Eukaryota, Metazoa, Chordata, Testudines, Emydidae. Gene Ontology annotation, molecular function: magnesium ion binding; holo-[acyl-carrier-protein] synthase activity. Gene Ontology annotation, cellular component: cytosol. The transcript has 6 exons. The record is from RefSeq and is a predicted model, not a curated record. The coding region runs from base 228 to 1118 and encodes 296 amino acids.
AAGACAUCCAGCCACUGACCCAGUCGCCUCCCCCCGCAGGGCCCCUGCCCCCUUCAGUCAGGGGUGCUGGGGCGGUGGCCAGUGUACUGCCCCCGAGUGGGAGGGCUGGGUUCCCCCCGGCAGGGCUAAGGGGAUUCUGACACUGCAGUCCCCUAGUGGCCAGGCGCGCUCCCGGAGCAGCCGGAGGCCCGCGGGCUCACGAGCGCUGGGGCGCCCAGCGAUUCCUUAUGGGCAGCGUGCGCUGGGCCUUCCCCUGCGCCGCCUGGGCCCCGCGCCGGGACGAGUGGCUGCUGGCCGCGCGCCUGGUGCAGCCCGAGGAGAAGGACCGCGUCCGCCAGUUCGUCUUUGCCCGGGAUGCCAAGGCUGCCAUGGCUGGUCGUCUGCUGAUAAGAAAAUUAAUUGCAGAAAAACUAUGGAUACCUUGGAAUGAAAUAAACUUGCAAAGGACAUCAAAAGGAAAACCCUUCCUGGUGAAUGACAUACUCAGGAUCCAUCCCAAUUUCAAUUUUAAUGUCUCUCAUCAAGGGGAUUAUGCAGUUCUUGCAGCUGAGCCUGAGCUUCAAGUUGGCAUUGAUAUAAUGAAGACUAAUUUGCCAGGUAGUGGUUCAGUUCCGGAUUUCUUUCGCAUUAUGAAACGACAGUUUACAGAGGCAGAGUGGAGGGUAAUCAAGUCCAUGAAUAACGAAUGGAUUCAGCUAGAUAUGUUUUAUAGGCACUGGGCACUAAAGGAAAGCUUUAUAAAGGCCAUUGGGAUUGGAAUAGGCUUUAACCUGCAAAGGAUUGAAUUUAAUGCCUCCCCAUUGCAGCUGGAAGUAGGGAAGGUUUACAAGGAGACAAAAAUGUUGUUGGAUGGAGACAAGGAAGAAGGGUGGACUUUUGAGGAAACCCGGUUGGAUGAUCUCCAUCAUGUUGCAGUAGCUCUGGGGAAACCAGAAGUAUUUGUACAGAAGGAUUCCAACGUUUUUUCUAAAGACCUGACCCAGCCACAAUUCCAGGUAUUGACUUUUGAUGAUUUAGUUGCCGCCGGUGUUCCUAUGGCACCUGAAGACCCUGCAUACUGGGAUAACUUUUGUUCCAAGCAGGAGUGCCCAGCACGCCAGAGUACUCAUUCAAGAUAAGACUGUGUUUCCAAGAAAAGAAGCUGAAAUCUUUCACAGACCACACAUUGUUCCUUUGCAAAGCUUAAUUUGAGUGUGUGUAUACAUUUCCCAUUUUAGACCAAUAUUCGUUUCCCAGCCUCACAAAGCUGCCACCUUUUACCCUCUUUACCCUAUGCUGAGAUCAUUUCAGGCUAAAGAAACUGAAAUAAAUGAUCUAAACUGAUCCUGCACCUUUUUUACAUUGUGUAAUUUGCAUCUACCUCUGUGAUUCUCUUAUCUCCAUGAUUACCCCCUGCCAAUAGCAGUGAACAGAGCUGCAUUAAUGCUGCUCUUGAUGAGCAACAUGUUUAAUAUUUAAAGAAAAUGUGUUUUCAUGCUUAAUUUCUGCUGAUGUUUAAGUGAUAUUAUUGCCUCUCUCAUGAAAUCAUAAUUUUAUUCCAAAGUGGCUGGGCAAAGCCAAAUUAAAACAGUUGGUUAAUGAUGAUGGCACUAUUUCUUCAUAGCAAAAGUUCUAUGUGAAAUUAUCAAACUUAUUUGUCAUCCCUCUAAGUGACGUUAAUGGAUCUACAGCUGUGUAAAACCAGUUUGAGAGUGUUCUGAGUUCUGGGCUUUUGGUGAGGUAUAUCCUCACACAGUCAGCCUCCUCCUCACAAUUGUCUGUACUGAUUCUCUCCACUAACAGUAUACAGGUUUUCUGCCUCUCCUUUAGAUAAGAGUCCUCUGAAGUGGAUACGUGCCCUGCAGUAGUUCUGCAUUUCUGAACCCAUAUUUGCAUUUCUGUUCUCUUUAUUUCUGGGGACCACUAUUUUUUAAAUAUAUAAGCACUGUCUGCCCUUUUCCAAGGAGGGCUGCAGAGCUGGAGCUGGGGAAUGCAGAGUAUUGCAUUGUCAGAGAGACUUGGGAGAGAGCAACAGGUGCUGAAAGACAAUUUUAGACUAUUUGUCUUGUCCUUUUCAAAGAAUACUUUUUCCCAUUGUGUAUCCUCCUUUUUAAUCUAGGACGUGUGGAUACUUGAGGUCAUUUGAAAGGUGCAGGGAAUGGAUACUGACCAGAAUCAUUACCUCAGAAUAAAAGGCUCAAUUCUCUUCCCAUUGAAGUCAAACAAAAUUCAUGUUGACUUCAGUGAGAGUAGGAUUGUGGCCAAAUUGGCUGUUGCCCUGCAUUCUGAUUAGGUGAAAGCCUGCUUGUAUUAUAACCAUUAAACUUGCACCUCUGAUGUUAAAUAGAAUUUGAGGCAGGAAGGAAAUGGGUUUUAUGGUCUUACAGAAGCCCCCAUGCUGCUGAUGCAGAUAAUCACUUUCUCACACUCAAAUAAUAUCUGUUAAAAUUAUCCUUUUGCCUGCUUUUACAGCACGCUUUUAAAUUGAGCAUUAAUAAAUAAAUUACAUAAUUCUCUCUCAAUUAUUACAGCUUUACCCUGUAGGUAGGAGUGAAUUUUAAAAUUAAGAAUUUGUAGUACUAAAAGUGUGAUGACUGUUGGAUCUUGGGUUAGGAUUCCCCCAGAAGCCAAGGUAAUUCUGUUUAAAGUCAAGGGAAAUUUCUUAAUGGAGAAAACCAGCAUUAAGUCCAUUCUACCCUGCUGAUUGUAAAAUUUUAUUUUAUUUGCUAAAAUAAUAGCCGUCAUAAGAAUUUGCUUUUCUCCAGACUACAAUAGAUGUUUAAAAAUAAUCUUGUUUAUUAGUUUUUGGUCUUAAUUGUCCCUGCUGCUGGUGUUUCAGACCAAACUGAGAAUCCAGUGCUUUUUAGCAGACCGCACUGCAAACACUAAGCCCCAUUGGCAAGUGCAUAAUACAUUUUAUCAUCUGCAGUGAAGUAAUUUGCAGUGUUGUAUGUGAUCACAUUUAGGCAUGGGAGUUAACAAUCCUGAUAAAUAUGGCAAAUAACACCUCUUUUGGCUGGCUAAUGACUAAUAAGGUUCUAUAUGUAACAAGAAAAUUUAGAAACUUAAGGGUUGGUUCUCCCCCAAAGUCUCCCACCCCCCAAAAAAGCAUUGAUCCUGAAAGACCAGGCAGAAUCACUAGGAAGACUGCAAAUUUGCACAAUAGACAGAUUUCCUUUACAUUUGGAUUUCUGUUGCUUUGG